Molecule: messenger RNA, 603 nt
Organism: Trichogramma pretiosum
Lineage: Eukaryota; Metazoa; Arthropoda; Insecta; Hymenoptera; Trichogrammatidae
Product: venom allergen 5-like
Exons: 3
Coding region: 1-603 (200 amino acids)
Cellular component (GO): extracellular region
Source: RefSeq, a predicted model, not a curated record
AUGUUGCUAAAACUUCUGGCCUGUGCUCUAGCACUCGUGCUCGUCAGCGAUUUGACGAGUGCCCAAUGGAGGGGGCGCCAAGUACAGCUCCAAGAAUAUCAUGAUGUCUGCAUGGCUUCGAACAGUCCGUUCAGGGUCGCCAAUGGACAGGAGGCAGGACAGCCCGCCGCCACCAACAUGAAGAUGCUGAAGUGGGAUGACAAGCUGGCUCGGACUGCCCAAAAUUUAGCUAACGCUUGCAUCUUCCAACACGACAGCUGCCGACACUAUCCGGAUCUCCUCGUUGGCCAGAAUAUGGGUUGGAAAUGGAUCAACGGAAAGAUCAAUAAAGAUAAACUGUUAACACUGUUAGGCGGAAAAAUCGAAGAAUCUAUAAACGAUUGGUACAACGAAGUCCGGAAUUUCAAUCCUGCUAACGUCAUAAGUUACCAAAAGAAUCCGGCAGUUGGUCAUUACACGCAGCUCGUUUGGGCCGAGACCAAUCGCAUUGGUUGCGGUGCCGUGAAGUACUCCCAAGGUGUUAAGCACAACUUAAUGCUGGUCUGUAACUACGCACCAUCUGGUAAUAUUGGAGGUAUGCCCGUUUACAAAACAAGUAAUUGA